Messenger RNA from Gaeumannomyces tritici R3-111a-1, 2040 nucleotides. Its product is annotated as ATP-dependent RNA helicase ROK1. Gene Ontology annotation, molecular function: RNA helicase activity; nucleic acid binding; ATP binding. Gene Ontology annotation, cellular component: 90S preribosome. Gene Ontology annotation, biological process: maturation of SSU-rRNA. The transcript is spliced from 2 exons. The coding region runs from base 1 to 2040 and encodes 679 amino acids. Lineage: Eukaryota; Fungi; Ascomycota; Sordariomycetes; Magnaporthales; Magnaporthaceae. The record is from RefSeq and is a predicted model, not a curated record.
AUGGAUAUCCUAAAGGUCCUUUCACGAGGCACCAAGCUGCAAUCGAAAAGGCCCAGCGGCUCGGCGGCGCCGGCUCGUGCGGACCUGCCCUCGGCCGGCGUCGAGACCAACCCGCAGCUUUACCACGAUGACGUCGGACCCGCGCCUGCCCCCAAGGGCACCAAGAGAAAGAGGAGGAGCCGCGAGAAGGACGAUGGCCGGCGCGCGCAGCAGGAGGUGGACGGGGAGACGGACGAGGACGAGGAGCAGUUGAGCGACAUCGACUUUUUCGCGCCAAAGAACAGGCCAGGGCAGGGCGACGAUGCCGCCUCGGGGAAGUCGGCAAAGGACGGGGAUGAUAAAAAGAAGAAGAAGCAGAAGAAAGCCGAUUCGGACGCUUCGACUACCGAGCCGCUCGAACUGGACGAGUGCAAGCACAUAAUGCGCUCGCACCGCCUCAAGUUUACGCUGUUACGGCUGCAACAGCCCGAGAAAGAAUCCGCGUCGAGGCCGGAAGCGGAAGAGGAUGGCAAAAAGAAGAAGAAAAAGAGGAAGAAGCUGAGCAAAGGGGAGGGAGAGGCAGCCACGGCCCCACCUCUGAGCGACGAGAAGAAGCAGAUCUGCCCGCAGCCGCUCGUGUCCUUCUCGGAGCUGCGGCGCACGUACCGCAUCUCGCCCAGGCUGGCCGACAACCUGGCCCGGGACGGGUACAAGGUGCCGACCGAGGUGCAGCUCGGCAGCCUGCCGCUGCUCCUCAGGCCCGAGUUCGCCCUGGGCUGCUGCGAAGGCGUGGCGGUCGACGGGUGCGGCGUCCACUUCCUGGCGGUCGCGCCCACGGGCAGCGGCAAGACGCUAAGCUUCCUAAUACCGGCCAUCAACGGCGUCCUUAAGCGGAGGGCCGAGCGCGGGGGCGGUGACGGGGACGGCGGCGACAGGCACGCGCUCGAGGCCAUCGUCGUGGCCCCGACUAGGGAGCUCGCGAGCCAGAUCGCCAACGAGGGGCGGAAGCUCGCCGCAGGCACGGGGGUCCGGGUGGUGCUGAUGCGCAAGGGCAUGAGGGUCGCCGCGUCUGCAGCCCAGGGCGCGUCGGCCGACGGCGAGGACCUUUUCGAAAGCGAAGCCGAGUCUUCGUCGGGCGAGGAGGACGAGCAGCAGGACGAGAGCGGAAGCAGGCCGAAGAAGGCCGCCGGCGCAGCCAGGAACCCGACCAAGGCGGACGUCCUGGUCACCACCCCCAUGCUCCUCCUGAACUUUAUUUCCGAGGGCGGCUCCUCCAAGAAGCUACCGGACGUGCGGUCGCUGAUCCUGGACGAGGCCGACGUGCUGCUCGACCCCCUGUUUCGCGACCAGACGGUGGGCAUCUGGUCGGCCUGCCGCAACCCGGAGCUCCGCGUGACCUUUUGGUCCGCAACCAUGCCCUCCAGCAUCGAGGUCCUCAUGUUUGACCGGCUCCGUGCGCACCAUUCGGACAGCGGCAGCAACGACAGCACAACCGCCCCGCCGCUGGUCAGGCUGGUGGUCGGGCUCAAGGACACGGCGGUGCCCAACAUCUCCCACCGGCUCAUCUACACAGCCACCGAGGCGGGCAAGCUCCUGGCCAUCCGGCAGCUAUUGCACCCGUCGUCCUUUUCGUCCUCGUCCCCGACCCAAGGUAGUAGCGGUGCCGCCGCCGCCGCCGCCGCCGCCGACGCGCCGCUCCGGCCGCCCUUCCUCGUCUUCACGCAGACGAGCGUCGCAAACGUUAUCGCCCUGAGCGAGAAGCAGGCCGCCGCGGGCUCCGGUGUCGGCGCGGGCGCGGGCGCGGGCGCGCAAAAGUGGCUGCUGGACUCGCUGCCCGACGUGUCCAAGAAGGACCGCAAGACGCUGCGCGAAAGGGGCGUCGAGUCGAGGCGGUCCGGCGCCGCAAAGGCCCGCAUCACGUCCAAGAGCACGUGGGAGAGGCGGAGGGAGAACAACCGCCGCGGCGCAAUCGAGGGGAGCAAGAAGAGGAAGAAGGCGCUGCUCGACGACGCGUCUGCGGAACACGACGACGGCGAGGAAUGGGGAGGCAUUGACGACUGA